This is a messenger RNA of Cryptococcus amylolentus CBS 6039, 1548 nucleotides long. RefSeq lists its product as hypothetical. NCBI's taxonomy places the organism in Eukaryota, Fungi, Basidiomycota, Tremellomycetes, Tremellales, Cryptococcaceae. Bases 305 to 1273 code for a protein of 322 amino acids. Gene Ontology annotation, molecular function: transmembrane protein transporter activity. Gene Ontology annotation, cellular component: mitochondrial outer membrane translocase complex; mitochondrial outer membrane. Gene Ontology annotation, biological process: protein import into mitochondrial matrix. The record is from RefSeq and is a predicted model, not a curated record. The transcript is spliced from 4 exons.
CUUUUUCCAUCCACCUGCAAACCACCCCCUGCCAUGUCCGCCAUCUCUGAAAAGCCAGCGGGGCCCUCAGCCUUCACCCCCUACCUCGACACCGUCGCCAACAUCUUCCACCCCGUCGCCGGCCCCGUCUUCAACACUUAUGCCAGCUUCCACGGCUGGAAGGAGAGCAUGGGUUUGGUCCAGCCCGGUACUGUCGAGAACUUGACCAGGGAUGUGUCAAGUGAGUUGAGACUUUGAUUCAGGAUUGGGAUAGAAGGAGGAUACGCUUGCGGGGGGUUUCGAGGAAUCAUCGAAAACGCAACAUAUGACGCUUUCGCUGACAUGUCCUCUAGGUGUCCACUUGGCCAACUGGAUGUUUGACGGUGCCAGAGCCGAUAUCGCCAAGGUCAUCUCUGGCAACCCUGCCUUCCAGCUCACCCACUCCUUCUCCCUCGGAUCGUCUUCUAGACCCGCUGCUUACAACUUUGGUGUCAUCUUUGCCAACGCCAAGAGCUUCUUGCAAGGUGGUAUGGACGGCAGCGGUACUCUGACCAUGCGAGCGAACCAGACUUGGUCUGCUCGAGACCUUACCAAGGUCCAGGCUCAGGUCACUGACAAGCCCGGCCACACCAUGGUCCAGCUCGAGCACGACCACCUCGGUGACCACUUUACCUUCUCCUGGAAAUCCAUCAACCCUUCUCCUCUCGACUUCACCGGCAUCCACAUGGCCUCCCUCCUCCACUCUGUGACCCCCCGUCUUUCUCUCGGUUUCGAGACUGUCAUCCAACACCCCGAACCCGGCAUGGUGGCCCUCGCCAACUCUUACGUCGCCAAGCUCACUUCCCUCCCCAACCCCGUCGCCGCCCUUACCCCCACUACCCCCGGCGUCCCUUCGCCUUUCGUCCCCAGCUGGGUCGCGACCGGUCAGCUCCAGCCCGACGGCAACGUCCAGGCUACAUACUACCAGAAGCUCACCGACAAGGUCGACGUUGCCCUCGAUUUCCAGACUGCUAUCCGAGGCGCGAGCAUGAUGGGUCCCGCGCAGAGGGCUGCUGUGACCACUUUGGGUGCCAAGUACGACUUCAGGAUGGCUACUUUCAGGGGACAGAUCGACAGCGGGGGCAAGAUUGGCAUGUACCUGGAGCAGAGGUUUACUCCUGCUUUCGCCUUCCUCGUCGCUGGUGAGAUUGACCACGCCAAGAACGCUUCCAAGUUCGGUGUCGGAAUCAUGAUUGAGUCUUCUACCAUGACCCAGGAGGAGAUGAUUGCUGCUGGCAUGUUGACUCCUGUGUAAACAGCGAGUGCAGUGGAAUUGGCGUGAGAAGUGGGGAAUGAUGAGGGGGAUACGAGGUGAAGCAGAGACAGCUGGUUCGUAAGAAGGAGAGAGGAGAGCAGGGUGAAAACUGUAUAGCAAUAGAGUCGGGAUGGACAAGGACGGAAAAGGGGACGAGUGUGAUCCUAUAUUCUGUAAGGGGUUAUUAGACUUCUUACCUACCAAUCCCUAGUAUUUCAUUUCUCUCAACCCAUCUAUCUGUAUCAACGCAACGCAUGGAAUAUGGAUCCUCACAC